AUGUCCUUUUACUCCCAGCCUGCUGUGGACUGGAUAGUUUUAAAAGUGAAAUCACCAGAGUAUACCAGCGCGGUCAAGCGCCUUGUUCAAGAAUCGGCUCGGAUGCUCAAAAUGAACCACGGUGCCUUGUCAUCUUGCCGAGAGCCAGAGCCCCCUCCGGAAGUUGCUUGGCAAUACACCAAUGGCGAGUACCUGAAACUCGUCAAUAUCUACUUUAAGCUGAUUUGUGGUCCAGCGUAUUUUGAAGAAGGAUCGGAUCUUGCUUGGGGCGUGGUCGAGCGCCCCGUAUUUGAGUCCCGACUCCGCGCACACUUUAGCGGCACCCAUACCCCAGUUACAGACGACAAAGGUUGGUACGCACUACGCAACAUCAUCUGGGCGCAUGGGUGCCAGAUUGUUCUUUCCAAGACCAGGACCUUCAACGACACCUUGCAGGCUUCAUGGGCUCUUUUCCAAAAUGCACUUUCUGUGCAUACCGAGAUCAUGUUCUUACACACUUCCUUGAUGGGUGUACAGGCCCUAAUAUCGAUGGUAACUACCUUAGUUCUGUCAAAGCUCGAGCCAGGACUCUGA
Messenger RNA from Fonsecaea nubica, 573 nucleotides. RefSeq lists its product as hypothetical. The record is from RefSeq and is a predicted model, not a curated record. The transcript has a single exon. Bases 1 to 573 code for a protein of 190 amino acids. NCBI's taxonomy places the organism in Eukaryota, Fungi, Ascomycota, Eurotiomycetes, Chaetothyriales, Herpotrichiellaceae.